AUGUUGUGCGAAAUAAGUUCAUGGUCUGGUAAUAAUUUCUUCCUUACAUGGAUGAUACUUAGUUUAAUUGCAUUUGUUGUACUUAUUGUAUUUUCAACAUUAAUUUUUUAUCAUUAUUAUGUAAAUAUAACUUUCGAAAAAUGGUUACAAAAAUCGUAUCCAAAGUAUCCAUCAGCAAAUUAUGUUCGUACUGAAAUUAUAUUAAUGUUAAAAGGUCUUUUAUCAGCAACCUUAUGUCCUGCAUUAGCAUUAUAUUUAAUGGGUCGAGAAAAAUUACAAGGUUAUUGUGGUGUAGGUGAAUAUGGUUGGGGAUAUUUAGUUAUUAGUUUUUUUAUUAUUUGGUUGUCAACAGAUUUUUUUGAAUUUCUUUAUCAUCGAAUGGGACAUACGAUUGAUGCUUUUUGGAAUAUACAUAAGUCUCAUCAUCAAUUUUAUAAUCCUACACCAUUUGCUGUUAUAGCUGAUGAAUAUUUAGAUCAAUUUGUACGUGCAUUACCAUUAAUAAUCUUACCUACUUUAAUACCAGUUAAUAUGGAUUUAUUAUUUUUUCAAUUUGCAACUUUUUUCUAUGGUUAUGGUAUUUAUCUUCAUUGGGGUCAUGAAUUCUCGUAUCCCGAUGCACAUCAUCCUAUAAUUAAUACAUCUUUUCAACAUUAUUUGCAUCAUGCUGUUUCAAUUAAAAAUCAACCUUAUCAUACAGGAUUUUAUUUUAAAAUUUGGGAUCAAUUAUUUGGUAGUAUUUAUCCAAGAGAAAAUUGCUUUUGUAUUAAAUGUCAAAAAGAAAAAGGACAACGUACACGUGAAGAAUUUGAAAAAAUAGAAAAACCAGAUUAUAGUGUCUUGUUAAAUUGGAAUUUUUGGUUUGAAAAUAAACUUGCUUAA
Messenger RNA from Rotaria sordida, 882 nucleotides. The record is from the annotation of a GenBank genome assembly. Lineage: Eukaryota; Metazoa; Rotifera; Eurotatoria; Philodinida; Philodinidae.